UGCAGGGACUAGCAACGUUUGUAGCGGUGAACACGGUAACGUCGGACUGCGAAACCGAGCACUUGAAGUAAUUUUGUUCACGUCAGGAUGUAGAAGUUCUCGUAAAUGACUGAUAUUCGGUUGUUCCUUUGUAUGUUAGAGACAGGGUGGCACUGGUAGGGGUGUCCAUAGUAACACAGAGACACCUGCAGCGGAUGCAAACAGACGUCGUCUUCGCUCGCCGCCGCCGGCGACGUCGAAACAUGACGAGAAUUUUAAACGUUCAUAUCGGUAGCGCGGAGAGGAACGUGCUUACGGUGGGGCGCCGGCCGGGUCUCGGUCUUUAGAACAUACAUAAACUACAUCGCAGCCUUAUUAUUAUUAAUAUUAAUAAUUGAGCGACCGACGUAUGAAUGCACACACACAGACUGUGACAGAGUUGUCCGACAGCCUGCUGCACUGCUGCACCGAACGCCGGAAGGAGGGAACCGGACUGGUCCGUGACCACGAUGGCGGAGAGCAAGGAGGAGACGUCCAGCUGCUGCCCAGCACCAGCGCUGUCGGGUUAAAGAGAGCAGCUGUUCCUUCGCUUCGACUCUUCGAGCGCUCGUUUUGGGGACGCCGCGGCCGGCGGGAUUCGGUACCGAAGCGAGCCGCUGACUUUGUUUGUUCGUAACACCCCCUGGCUCGGCUCGGCUCGGCUCGAGUCACGAGUGCAGUCAGUGCUGCUGGCGGUGUGAUCGCAACUACGGAAACCCCCCCAGAGACAGACACCGAUUAGUAUUAAUUUAGUCUAGAGCAGAAGACGGAUCGGCUGCUCUGUUCCCUGCGAGAGCAGUCGCCACGCUCGCGUUGGAUGUGAAGCACUUGGCAGCAUGCUGCCGGGCUCCAUUCAGAUCACAGGAGAGGCUCUGUCUGGGGCUGAGAUUAAAGACAUCUGCGAGAGCCUGAAGGAGGACAGCGUGCGGCUGCUCUCCGUGCGCGGCUGCCAGCUCUCCGACCGCGACUUCGGGCGCCUGUGCCGCGGCGUGGCCGAGUCCCGCUCCCUGGCGCAGCUCAACCUCAACCUCGGCGUGGUGUCCGGCGUGGCGCGCGUCAAGCACCUGGCCGACGCCCUCAAGAGCAACCGAUCCAUUCAGACGCUCUUUCUCCACGGAAGCCCGCUGCUGGAUGCCGGCCUGGUGGCCCUGAACGCGGCGCUGUCCACCCACCCGUCGCUGGUGUCCCUCGACCUGGGCGACUGCAUGCUGGGGGACGAGGCUGUGCAGCUCAUCUGUGGCAUGCUGCCUCCGGACGGGGCCAAAUCAGGUCUGAGGGAGCUCACUCUCAGCGCAAACCCAGCCAUCACCACCAAAGGUUGGGCACGCCUGGCCAUUGCUGUGGCUCACAGCUCCCAGCUCCGGGUCCUCAACCUGGACUACAACCCACUCGGUGACCAGAUUGCGGGGAUGCUAGCAGUUGCUGUGGCAUCUAGUAGAACCCUGGAGGUGCUGGAUUUGGAGGGGACUGGCCUCACAAAUCAGUCUGCACAGAUUUUCCUGGACAUGGUGGAGAACUACCCCACCUGCCUGCGCGUGCUGGUGCUCGCCGAGAACGCCAUCAGCCCCGAGCUGCAGCAGCAGAUCUCGGACCUGCUGUCCGAGGGGGAGGAGGACGAGAACAAGGAGGCCGAAGCGCGCGGCAUCAGCAGGGAGAAGACCAUGUGGCUCCCGCACAGCAACGCCAGCUCCCAGAUGGUACUGGUGACCUCCGGCCUGGGCGACAGCCUCCUGGCAGAGACGGAGAUGUGAGCUGCAGGCUCCCGCGUUUUCCGUAUGUUGCACACUUACGCGGAAGAGCACCUGGUAGCGAGGAACCAAUCACUCUGCAUGAUCUUUAGCACUUGUGCAUAGGGGAAAGGGAAAAAAAAAAAAAAAAAAGUUUAGCGGGCACACACCUUCAACACCAAGUGACUUAAUAUACUCAAUAGUGAAUUAUUUAUUUUGAAAAUGUACAGUCUAUUUAUAAUUAAAUAUUUAAAGAUAUGUAUCCACUGAAAGUAUGCUCAGAUAAAUCACCUAAAUAAGAUUGUCACAUUAUAAUAAAGCAGUUUCUGUGUUUUGUAGUGUUAUUUAAAGUGAACAUGGAAAUGUCCUUUAAGCUCAACAGCAGGGGGCACCAACUUCAAACUGUAGGACAUUUAGCAGAUGCUUUUCUCCAAAGCGACUUACUCCUUUGUAGAGACUUAGGUAAUUUUUAGUGGAGCAAUUUAGAGUAAGUAUCUUGCUCCAGGAAAUUGUGGCUGGUAGCGGGGGCUUGAACCUGUAACCUCCAGGUCUUGGGUAAGGAAACACCUUUGCAUUUAUUUACCCCUUUAUAGAUGGGAGUACUUCAGGGUUCUGGGGCAGCAGCUCUGCCUGCUGAUACCACUGCAGCCCCUACCCCACCUAACUUGGGGGUUUUUUUUUGGGAGCAAUUUAGGGGUAAGUAUCUUGCUCCAGGGAAUGGUGGCUGGUAGCGGGGGCUUGAACCUGUAACCUUUGGGUCCCGGGGUAGAAGCUCUGCCUGUGGUGCUACUGGCUGUCCUGGGUAAGGUAACACCUUCGCAUUUAUUUACUGAGCAGAUGCAUGUCCUCUUGCAGCGCCACUCCUUGGGCUGAGCAGGUUGAAUCUCACCUCUAUCUGUGGUAUGCCAGAGCAAGGCAUUUAUGCUAAAUUACAGGUACUGUUACAUUGCAAGUUACCUUAGAGAAAAGCAUCAGCUACACAUAAAAGGGGUAUUUUCCCACUGGGACUCAUUUUUCUCCAACGCAAUGUCAGCAAAAAAUACAACUUGUGCUUUCCAUUGCGAGAAGAAUCAUGUCUCUAAGUAAACCCAGUUUGUUACUCAUCCCUUGAUGCACCGAUGCUCCUAUAGAUACAUAAAGGCAUAUUUAGAAUGUUGUUACACAUCUUUCAAGGAAUGACUGAGGUCAUCAGAGGCUUUAGCACAUAAUACUAUAAGGAAGUAUGUUCAGGCUAUAAGUGACAGUUGAUACCUUUAUAUAACGAGGGGGCACAGUGUUGCAGCAGGUAGUAUUAGUAUCUCUCAGGGCCUGGCCUGGGGUUUAACCGUGUUCAGUCUCCAUGGAAGUUUCAUGUUCUCCCCUUUAAGUUGACCGUAGGAGGAAAUGAUGGCAGGUGACUUAAAAUUGCCCAUACAGUGUGUGGGGCUACUGAGCAAUGGAUUGGAGUCUUUUCCAGAGUGUGUACUGUCCCGGGCCGUUGGAGGGCACCCCAGACCCCGCCCCCAGAGAGCAGUCAAAGGCGAAACCUGCUGUGCCCCCGGGUCUGAAGAAGAAAAGUAAUUUCGGCUAUGUACAGAUGUAGAUUUUUCAGAUCAUUGCACUAAUUAGAAAAACCUACGAAAUUAGAUUAACUGCUGAAUUAAGCAGCAAUACAUAGUUUGUGGAUGUUUUAAAACUGUUUGGGCACAUACUCAUGUCUGUACAUUAACAGUCCACUUCCAUUAUGACCAAAAACAAGCACUACUGUCAUUCCAGAUAAACUUGUUGGUCUCCACAAAUUAUAUAGUAGUUUACACUUCAAACAUCCCAUACAAGCAAAUUAGUAACAGUUAUUAGUACAUGGCAAGAAGCAGCAAAGGCAGGAGACCUUAUAUAUGCUGUGUAUCCUUCAAAGUGACUUUUUCACUCUGCCACAGACCAUCAGCACUGGGCUCCAAAACCCAAGAAUGUUACUAGAAAUUCCAAAUGGUUCUAAAACCUUAACACCAGACAACUCGAACUAACAAGUACCUUCCUCAGGAAUGUCUAAAAUAACCCAAAGUGGCUUACAACACCCAAUCAUGUAACACUUUAUAUGUCAGAAGAGAGGCAAAGUAACACCCAGAGUCUUGAGACUCUCUUUCCAAUGCAUUGCUGUUGAGCUAACAAUGUGAUCGGCGGCUGGAAACCGCAAUAAAUUCAUCUUGUACGGCUGAAGAUUACGGACUGUGUUUCGCUUCCUUAGCGGCACUGCCGUGCUGUUCAGAGGUACGAUCCCCCACAGCAACCCCCACACUGCUCUUGAGGAGGCGCUGUCAGAGAAAUGAGAUGACAAGAGAACCCACUUCCAUUCUUGGGCAACAGAAACCAACUCUGCUUUCCUUAUUCCCCACCAGACAAUGCAAUCCAGAAUUCAGGCAAUACAGUGACUACCUGAAACACUGUCUGCUAAAAUUCUCAGACCAUUCACAGGAGGAUACUUCGGGGGGGGUUCUAAAUUACUCACGUAACUGGCCAGGUCUGCUGUAACCUGAGCUUCCUCCUAUGGAACAAACAGAAAAUUGCUGGUCAUCAGAUGACCGUUACUGCCGAUCUGUCUCAGAGUGCUGCUCGCAGGAAGUCGAAAUAGCAGCAGUGGAAGGCGUAAUCCAUAAUUAAUGGAUGGAACACCUCAGAUCAGCUUCCGUGUUGCUAAGUGCUCAGGACAAACAGAACACUUCUCUGUCCUUUUAUCCCCUGGCAGAAAAAGCACAUGAUGGGCAUGAAGAGGAAAAUAGUGGUUCCACUCAGACAACUGAAAGGUUGACUUCUGGCUCAUUGUAGUUGGUUAAAAAAAAAAGUCCACAAUAACUAAUUAGUGAAAUAUCUGCAGAGAAGAGGCACUACCCAGCAGAGCAGAGCCUCUGCAUCCAUGAGGGGGAAAACUCCAAAGCACAGAAACACACAGCACGCCUGCAAUCCACAGAUAGUAAUAAAGAGAAGCCUCACUGAGACCUAAUCUAAACAGGACCUUUCUCUAAUGUCUUCCAAACCGUGCAAGCAGCCUUCCAAGAGCUGCAAAUCUCAUUUUAAUUUCGGAGCGUGUGGUUGUAAUACCGGCAACAUCUCAGGAUUUCCUAUGAGCGGAAAGUUGAAUACCUGUUCAUGGACCAGAACCUUCAGCACCAGCUUUGUUGGCCAUUUUCAUGUGUAGCAGUUGAGGUGAACAAGCUUUGCUUGACAGCGGUUUCCAGGGUAGGUUCAUACGUCUUAUGAGUAAAAGAUCACCUGUAUAACCCAGCAUUCCUCACUCCAUGAAACAGCCACUUCCACCUCAUCACCAGCAGAGGGCGCAACACAAAGGUUAACAUUGACAUGCAGCGAAUGGCGCGCAAAGGCACGUUUUUCCUCUCUGAAAAAUCACACACACAGG
Molecule: messenger RNA, 5136 nt
Organism: Scleropages formosus (Asian bonytongue)
Lineage: Eukaryota; Metazoa; Chordata; Actinopteri; Osteoglossiformes; Osteoglossidae
Gene: lrrc73
Product: leucine rich repeat containing 73
Exons: 6
Coding region: 855-1769 (304 amino acids)
Molecular function (GO): protein binding
Source: RefSeq, a predicted model, not a curated record